Messenger RNA from Lucilia cuprina (Australian sheep blowfly), 1422 nucleotides. RefSeq lists its product as uncharacterized. Bases 93 to 1097 code for a protein of 334 amino acids. Lineage: Eukaryota; Metazoa; Arthropoda; Insecta; Diptera; Calliphoridae. The record is from RefSeq and is a predicted model, not a curated record. Gene Ontology annotation, cellular component: nucleus. Gene Ontology annotation, molecular function: zinc ion binding. The transcript has 3 exons.
GUUAACCAUUUGCAGUACAUAAAAAUAACUGUGAUAAUACGGUAACCAGUAUUUGUCGGUAAAAAAAAAAGAAUUUUACAGUUUAACUGAAAAUGGCGUCGUUUACGUUGGCUCGUGUUUGUCGCACUUGUUUAAAACAUCCCAGAAAUAUGCAAAAAUUAAGCAAUUUAUUAGAAAAUGGCAUCAAAAUCGAAGAUAUCCUUCAACAAACUAUACCAAAUUUUGAGCUUAAAUUGCAGGGCAUGCAGCUGCCUGAAGAAAUUUGUAAAACUUGUCUUAAUAAAUUGAAAAAAGCCUACGAUUUUGUGCAAAUAUGUGAAAGGAGCAACAAGGAAUUGCAAAAUAUUUGGAAGCAACGGGAGCAGGACACGUUAACUGAAAACAAUACAAAGGACAAUGUAAAGCAAGAGUUGACAGUUACUCCUAUUGAAGAUUCCCCACAAGACAUGGGAAAAAUUGAAAAAGCAAAUGAAAGUGAUGCGGAAGACAAUAGCAGCUCAGAGUAUUCUUGGCCUAUUCUAGAAGAAUAUAAUGGAGGAAGUUACUUUGAUAUAAGUUCCACACAAACUUCUGAAGAGUUAGAAUUGGAAAUUGAAAAAUCAAAUAAGAAUAAAACAAAAUACACUAGCGACUCUGAGGAUUCUUGGGAUAAAAAUAAUAGUGAAAGCAGUAGCAGUGAAAAUGAUACAACAGCUUCACCACCAACUAAAAAAACAUUAUUAACUGGACACUUAGCAAAGGAAUUUGCUUGUCACAUGUGUAGCUAUCGUUAUUCAACCGAAAGAAAACUUAUAAAUCACUUAGUUUGGAUACACAAAUUUAAAGCCAGUAAUUUACAUAAGGGACACUAUGACUGUGAGUACUGUCCGUUUACAUUUUAUGAAAAAAUGGAAUGGGCCAAUCAUGAUUGUAUGAAAAUAAAAGGAAAUCGAAAAUUGUGUAGCUUUUAUUUUGAUGCUUGGCCACGAAAAAAUCAAUUCAAUGAAGGACCCUUUAUUUGCAGAUAUUGUUCGCUAAAAUUUUAUGAAAAAUCGGAUUUGUAUGAUCAUGGUUGUAAUAUGAAAGCAAAAAAACAAAAGCUAAAGCGUCGACAUUAAAAAUAAGCAUACAUGGAAAUUAAAAAGAUAAUCUUUAUUUUUAAGUAAAUAUAUAUAAGAUUUUAAGGAAUAAUUUGAAAUAAAAAACAAUUGUUUUUAAAGUUAACUUAAAAGCUUCCUUCCAAUUUAAAAAAAAAACUUUCAAGAUCGUGCUAACCAUUUCUAGUACACUACGCUAAUUUAAAUGUAAACAAUAAAAAAUGAAUUUAAAAAACUUUCAAGGCGUGCUAACCAUUUCUAGUACACUAUGCUGAUUUAAAUGAAAACAAAAAAAUGAAUUUAUUAUUUAAACAAAUAUUGAAAUUUUUUUUAUAAAAUAUAUAAA